Messenger RNA from Ostrinia furnacalis (Asian corn borer), 1525 nucleotides. RefSeq lists its product as uncharacterized. The record is from RefSeq and is a predicted model, not a curated record. Bases 256 to 768 code for a protein of 170 amino acids. NCBI's taxonomy places the organism in Eukaryota, Metazoa, Arthropoda, Insecta, Lepidoptera, Crambidae. The transcript has 4 exons.
AGCUUCUGUAUAAGGCCUAUAGUGAGAGGCUUUCGUCUUCAGGCACUGAGGUAUUUUGGACGAAAAAAUUUUGCAUUAAAGGUAUUAAAGGUUAGGAAUCAAUACUUACACGUAAAAAUACUUAAACGGAUAUUCACGAGUGGUACCUUUAAGAUGACGACUUCCAAUCCAACUCGUCGAAAUAUAUGGGUCGAAGCCAUGCGUCGUCAGGCAACGAAGUUAGCCUCGUAACUCACCAGCCACUGCAACAUCACCAUGUUGCAGUACGCGGCGCUGAUGUCGCUGCUGACGCUGGCGGAGGCGGGCGCGGUCGCGUGGCUGGCGUGGCGCGCGCUGGCGUGGCUGCGCUCGGAGCGCGCGCGCGAGCUGCAGGAGCUGCUGGAGGCGCGCGACCACCUCAGCGCCGCGCUGCACAUCCUCGGCAAGUGGCUGCCGCUGCCAGAGAAGAUCAACGAGCUGAUCCUUGAGGCCGAAUCGGACCUCCCUUGCAACGGGUAUGCGGCAGCGGGCGCUAUCGUGGCGCUGCUGGUGCUGCAGCCCGCGGCGGCGGCGCUGGCGCUGCUGGCGGCACGCGCGCCCGCCCCCGCCCCCGCCCCCCGCGCGCCCCGCGCCCGCCCGGGCCCGCUCGCCAGCACGCCCAGCGCCGGCGCCGACUCGAGGACCGACCACCGCCGCACUCGCCAGAAGCGUAACAGUGAGGCGAGCACAGACAGCGAGAAGGCUCCCUUGAGGACUGAGUAUAGGAACGGCAGGCUUGUAGUUGUUUGAUGUGCAGUAUUAAAAGAGAAUUAAGUGAACAAAUUGUUGACUAAUUGAGGUAUAGUGCUCGUUUAUUAUAAGUUUGUUUAACCGCCUCUGUGGUCUAGUGGUAAGACCACCUGCUUCAGACGCAGACGUCCCGGGUUCCGAUUCCCAGUGGGAGCAGAUUUUUCUGUUCGGUCUGGUUGGUGGUAGGGCUUGUUCUAAGUCCGCCUGGCUAGCUGCCACCAUCUUACCUAAGUCUGUCGCCAUAACAACAAUGUUAACAGCAUUGUUGUUUUCCGGCAGUUAGAGGUAAGAUAGCCAGUUCCUCCGUGGUUGAGGAUUCCGGGUGAAGCUCGCUUCCACUUUCGGCUUGAUCAUCAUCACUUACCAUCAGGUGAGAUACAGACCAAGAGCUUCCUCGUUGUGGAUAAAAAAAAAGACUUUUUUUUAUAAAAACAACAACCGAAAACCGAAUUGAGAAUAAGCCUUUUAUUGAAAUCGGUAGAAUGCUAUUUAGGUAAUAAUAAUAGUAGGUACAUGUGAUUUUCUAGAUAAAGUAGGUAUAGGAAUAUGUUACAGUCAAAACUCAUAAUCUGUCAAAAGUGGUUUUGACCAAUGACCAAGGGCGUUAGUCAAAAUCACUUUUGAGCGCAAAGAUUUUAUUUAUAAAAAAUAGUAUACCUACAUAAAAUAAUAGUGCUCGAUUAUUUAAUUGACAUGAUAAUGAGUUUAUUAAUUUUUAACUGUUUUAUGUGUUGUAAUUUUAAUUUCCUACUUUAAA